UGCGUCUUUAAUAGCGUUCCGCUUUCAACAAGCAUAACUACUUCAAUAUAUCUGACUGUUUAUUUUAUAAAUUAGCUAAAUGAAAACAGCGCAGGUGAAACGCACUUACUCUAAAAUCCCGGUGUGGAUUGUAGAAGAUCAUCAUGAGGUUGUGCAACACAUCUACCGUGCCAUCGGCUCUCGGCACAUCCCCAUGAAGGAGGUGAAGAUGGUUCACUUGGACUCGCACCCUGACCUGCUCAUCCCUGUCAGCAUGUCUGCUCAAACCGUAUUUGAUAAAGAGGCUCUGUUCAGUGAGCUGAGCAUUGAGAACUGGAUCAUGCCGAUGGUGUAUGCUGGACAUGUGUCCUAUGUUGCCUGGCUCCAUCCUUACUGGGCUCAGCAGAUCCGAGAGGGCGAGCAUGAGAUGUGUGUGGGAAGGGACACGUCCACAAACACCAUCAGGGUCUCGAGCACGGAUGACUACUUCCUGAGCGACGCUCUCUACGUUCCAGCCGAGCAGCUCCAAGACGGGAAGCCCUUCCACCUGAGCGUCAUCCGUGUGGAUCCGGCGCAGGCGUCAGAGAGGAACCAGGAUAAAGAUGAGCAGAACACUGCCAAGAAAUCCAAACCGGACCCUCAACCGGGCUGCAGCAGGUCGUGUGCUGGCAUGUUGCAGCCAGCUGAUGGCAGCAGCAGUACAUCAGAGAUGCCAAGUGUGGCGAAAUCCACCACUUCAGCUAUGAACAGCCUACUGUGUGUGCUCAAGCAAGACGAGUCCUACAUCCUCGAUAUCGACCUAGAUUUCUUCUCCUGUAAGAACCCCUUCAAGGAAAUGUACACACAGGAAGAGUACUCCAUCCUGCAGGAGCUGUACAGUUUCGAGAGGCCGCGUGUGGAUGCGGACGAGGAGAUGCUGUGCGAGUGUGUGGAGAGAAGAACACGCCAGCUCGAGGAUCUGGAGGUCACCUUCGCUGAGCUGCUGGAGGAUGAUGGCGAGCUCACCGUGGAGCGCUUAGCAGAUAAGCCUGGAAUGAAAUCUCUGGUAAAACUCGUCUGCAGCCUGAAGAGUCGUAACAAAUCUCCAGACUACGAAAUGGUCCACCAGGCCGGUCUGACCUGUGAUUACUCCGAGCUUCCUCACCAUGUCAGCAGUGAUGCAGAGAUCCAGCAGCUAAUGCUCGCUGUGCGCUUCGUCCUCCAGCCGCUGCCCAAACCCACCCUCGUCACCAUGUCCAGGUCAAGUUUAGAUGAAUAUUGUCCUCCUGAUCAGGUCGACUCCAUCCAGAGCAGCGUGCUGAACAUUCUAGAAGAUCUUUUUGGUUCUUUAGAAGUCCAUAAGGAUUACGAAGAAGCUUCUGGAGAAAAUACACUGCAGUCCUCAUGAUGAUCAGCUUUAGUGCUCCUCUGUGAUUCAUUCAGAAUAAACCAGUAUGGUGUGUGUGAGUGUGUGUGUGUGUGUGUGUGUCUGUGUGUGUGAGAGAGUGAGAGUGUGUGAGAGAGUGUGUGAGAGAGUAUGUGAGAGAGUAUGUGAGAGAGUAUGUGAGAGAGUAUGUGAGAGAGUGUGUGAGAGAGUGUGUGUGUGAGUGUGUGUGUGUGAGUGUGUGUGUGUGUGUGAGUGUGUGUGUGUGAGUGUGUGUGUGUGAGUGUGUGUGUGAGUGUGUGAGUGUGUGAGUGUGUGAGUGUGAGUGUGUGUGUGUGUGAGUGUGUGUGUGAGUGUGUGUGUGAGUGUGUGUGUGAGUGUGUGUGUGUGAGUGUGUGUGUGGGAGUGUGUGUGUGUGAGAGAGUAUGUGUGUGGGAGUGUGUGAGUGUGAGUGAGUGUGUGUGUGAGUGUGUGUGAGUGAGUGUAUGUGUAUGUGUGAGUGUGUGUGUGAGUGUGUGUGAGUGUGAGUGUGAGUGUGAGUGUGUGUGAGUGUGAGUGUGAGUGUAUGUGUGAGUGUGUGUGGGAGUGUGAGUGAGUGUGUGUGUGAGUGUGUGAGAGAGUAUGUGUGUGUGAGUGUGUGAGU
Tachysurus vachellii is the source of this 1985-nucleotide messenger RNA. It is a transcript of the gene c1h5orf22, whose product is annotated as chromosome 1 C5orf22 homolog. Lineage: Eukaryota; Metazoa; Chordata; Actinopteri; Siluriformes; Bagridae. The transcript is spliced from 9 exons. The coding region runs from base 80 to 1366 and encodes 428 amino acids. The record is from RefSeq and is a predicted model, not a curated record.